AUGGCAACACACAAAAAAUAAGUAAACUCUCUUUAUAACGUCCGCUUAUUUCCUGAUAAAGGCAAUUCAAAUAAUGUAAAUAAAGCACGUAGUCCAGCAAUUUAACCAUCUCAUAGAUUAUAAUAAUAAAGAAGAGUGACAGUGAAUCUGAAUUAAUAGAAUUAGGAAGCUCCUCUUAAGAAACCUUAAUUAUCUCGUAGUGGGAGUAUGGGAAUGCAAUGUUAAUUUACAUCUUCUGAAACUUUGACUAAUUUGCAGGAAAUAGAAAAUGAUAUCGUAUCUACUGAAGUGGAGACCAUUAGUAUAGACAAAUUACAGAAAUGGAGAAGAGCUUUGGUUGAACAAUGUGAACUUAUGGAGAAAUAAUUAGGGAGGAAGGAAAUAGAUAUAAAUCAUCAUUAAUAUGCAUUUAGAGUUGUUUCUCAUUCUGAAAUGAUAGAAAGGAGAGUAGCUGAGGAAAUUUAGAAUAGGGAAAAGUUAUAGGCUUAAACUUCAUAGAUGAUUAAAUAUUAAGAAUAAGAAAUUAAUUAAUUACUUUAAAAGAUAUAAGCGUUGGAAGAGUCACUCAAUAAAUGA
Molecule: messenger RNA, 576 nt
Organism: Paramecium sonneborni
Lineage: Eukaryota; Ciliophora; Oligohymenophorea; Peniculida; Parameciidae
Source: the annotation of a GenBank genome assembly